Messenger RNA from Daphnia pulicaria, 1441 nucleotides. RefSeq names its product cyanophycinase-like. The record is from RefSeq and is a predicted model, not a curated record. Bases 181 to 1380 code for a protein of 399 amino acids. Gene Ontology annotation, biological process: proteolysis. NCBI's taxonomy places the organism in Eukaryota, Metazoa, Arthropoda, Branchiopoda, Diplostraca, Daphniidae. Gene Ontology annotation, molecular function: serine-type peptidase activity. The transcript is spliced from 6 exons.
CGCGAGAGCAAAGUCGUUGAAUACUUUUUUGACAUGCAUUACAAAAAUAAAUGUUCCAAUCUUUUUUUUAUCACCAUUCCUUGAUCAAAAGUAGUAUAAAACAGUCGACCACAUUUUGUACGAAACGGAGUAGUAAAUGACCGAGCUGUGAGACCAAUAGCUUUUCACUGAGAAGUUGAGAUGGUUCUUUUAUCAUUCGCCUUGCUGGCAACUUUGGUUGGUCUUGCCACCCCACAAAGUGUCGUAUUCAUAGGUGGCAACUUAGCGGACGAAAAUGCACCAAUCUGGGAUAAAGUUGUCGAACUUGCAGGAGGUAAAGGUGUAGCCAAAUUUGGUGUCUUUACUACGGCAUCGGCAGAUCCUGAAGGAUCGGCGGUUUACUAUAUCGAUAUGCUUGUAAACGUGUACGGGGCGGCCAGCGCGACGUAUAUUCCUAUUACUGAAACAAGCAACAACGCCGAUGACCCCGCUUUGGCCGAUAUAGUUAGAGAGCAAACUGGAUUCUUCUUUGGCGGAGGCGAUCAAUUGAGGAUUUUGAAUGCCCUACGACCUGCCGGCAGAGAGACGCUCGUUCUUGCCGCUGUGACGGAAAUGUUAAAGGCAGGCGCAACUGUAGGAGGAACAAGUGCUGGAGCCGCCUGUCUGAGCAACAGUGUAAUGAUUACGGACGGUACAAGUUACGAUGGAUUGGUAUACGGAGCUUUUAGUGGAGGACCCAACCCAGAUAAUCCGGGUAGUCUUUGUUACGACGAACAUGGUGGUUUGGGAUUUUUGGCUGGCUGGUUACCCGACACACACUUUAGCGAGCGUGGUCGAGAAGCUCGUCUUAUUCGAGUCCUGCAAGAUAGCCGGGACCGCGAUAUCGGAACAACAAGAGGUUUUGGAGUUGAUGAAGACAUGGCACUCGUAGUCACGGAUCUGUACACUCAACCUGUUGGAAAAGUUAUUGGAACUACUGGAGGAGUGUUGGUGGCUGAUGUCACCAACAUAGUUGUAACUCCAUCAGCAACAACUAACUACGAAGGAGUCAUCGUCCAUUACCUCACGCAGGAUGACUCGAUUGAUCUUUUAUCUGGCAAUAUCACAUUUGCCAGCUGGAAAAAUCCUUUGAAAGGGAAAGAGGUGUACACCAAUGCUGUCGUCUCAAGUGACAUUUUGUCUGCCAGGAAGAGCCGUGAAUGGGCAUCUACGGCGGCCCAGUUCUUCGAUAACAAAUUAGAUGACGUGGUUACGCAUACUACUUCUCAAAAAAAUCCGUCAUUUGAAGUAACAUUCGAUCGUCGUACGGCUGCUGGAUAUGGUGGGCAUCUUCCUACCGAUCCUACAACCUAUCUAGUGUCCCACGAAAAUCUUCAAGUUGGUAUUCGAGAAACUGUAUAGCUAUAACUUUAUAGCUCUUUGAAUGUGGCAUCAUAAAUAUACUGAUAUACUUAGUGCAGAA